Molecule: messenger RNA, 1334 nt
Organism: Linum tenue
Lineage: Eukaryota; Viridiplantae; Streptophyta; Magnoliopsida; Malpighiales; Linaceae
Source: the annotation of a GenBank genome assembly
GCAUAGGCCGAAGAGGGGAAAUUGCUGAGGAAUACAGAUUCUGCGAAUUUCAUUGUUUCGUAGCUGAAUGAGGAGACUGUUCCCGGUGGAAUUGUAGAAACCCCUAAGCAGCUCGUGUUCACCGUCAGGGCCCUGAUUUCCCAGCUUCCCGAAAUUGCUCAAGGAUUUACCCUGCAACAGAGAUUCAGCAGCUUGACAUUUGAAUCUGCAUUUGCUCCGCCACUUUCGUUUUCAUCCCAAUCCCUCCAGGUCCACUACUGCUUGGAUGAUUCUCUGUUGCUUAACUUUUGAAAUCUUCUAGGUUUCAACUUCUGUUGCACUAGUGGAACACUUUCUGUACUUUCUCCCUCAACCUAGCAAUGAAGUAGAACACUUAAUUCUUCUAGCCCCAAAAACCAAGUUGCUUUCUUUCGCCAAAAGCAGGGUGAAAAUUCUUACAUGACUGUAGGGGCACUCCUAACGUGAAGGAAAAUGUGCGAGAAGGACAUGGCAAGUUCGAGUGAGAUGCCGAAUGUACACAGCCAAAAACCAAUCUCCUUCAAUUCAUUGUACCAUCAGCUGCUUAAUCUGGAAAGGCCAUGCCCGGAAGACACAUGCGCUCUUUGUGACUGUGCACGAAUUAGGGAGCAACAUCGAAAGCUGGUAGAAGAAAAUAAUCGGUUGCUAGAGAAAAUGAAGGAACUCAUUGAAAGGGAAGCACGUAAGCAGGGAAUGCCACCAGAAGGAACUGUUGACCCGGUGGUUGAAGAAUGCAUGCAAUUCCUGCUAUCAAAAGGAUUUGACCCAAAGUUUGAGCAUAUCAUGCGAGCAGUAGUAGCAAAAGGAUCUACGCCAGAAGAGUUUCAAAUUUUCGUCCAGAAAAUGGUAGCAUCAGGAAAAGUUGACUCAAUGUUUGAACCAUUCAUGAUAAUUGAUAAAACCCGCCAGCUAUAGGAGCCAACCGUGACAGCUAGUUUGCCGUCGGAGACGCAGGCGACCUUGCGGUAGAGGUGACGCACUAUACCAUGAAGAAUGACCAUACUGGGGCUCUCUGUGGGCCUUUGUUGGAUGACUUUAUGCUGUUUAGCGCUCGUUACCCCAGGAAGUGUAAAUGUGCUGUACACUGUCUGGACUCUGGAGGAUUGAAAUAUGCAUGUACCCAGGUUAAUGGAUUGCUUCGGUUGUUUUUUCGCUUCGGUUUAGGUAGAGCGCCUCUCGUAUGGGCGCUCAUGGGAGAGCUUGAUAAGAAAUUUGAUAACGAGGCAAAUAUGAGUAUUCUAACAAUGCAAGAAACAAACGAAAAAGCGCACACACAACACAAGAUUUAUGUGGUUCACAAACACAAUGUAUAUUAG